UUAAGAACAUAUGCAUGAGAUGUCUCUUGCAUCAACAUGAACUUUGUGCCCUUACAGUCACGUGGGACGGAAGCCUGGUAGUUGCUGCAAAUAAUCAUGGGACAUGUUAUGUUUGGCGCCUAUUAAGAGGAAGCCAGAUAUUUGGCCACUGCAUCUUCUCACUACACUGUCAAGAUAUGGAAUUUAAUAGGUAUCCGCUAAAGUCUCAACUUUUAAGCCAAGGACAUCAGCGCUGGGUAAUGGACUGUCUUUUCUCAGUGGACGACGAUGCCUAUCUUAUAACAGCCUCUUCUGAUACAACAGCCAAGCUUUGGUCCAUGUCAACUGGUGAAGAGAUUAAGACAUAUCAAGGACAUCAUAAAGCAACUGUUUGCUGUUCACUACAUGAUGGAGCCCUUCUCCAUGUUAAAGUUAGGUUCAAUUUCUUGCUUUACUUCAAGAAUAAUGUGCAAUUCCAUUGUUAUCCAUUUAUACAAGUUUGUACAGUGAGCUUAGCGUUUGCAAUGCCUACUUUCAAAACGAGCUGUUUCAUGUUGUAUUACAAUCGUUAGAUCAACAAAUAGAACUUGCUCGCUUUGUUUAUCAGGAGUAAAAGAAAAACUUUAU
Molecule: messenger RNA, 606 nt
Organism: Durio zibethinus
Lineage: Eukaryota; Viridiplantae; Streptophyta; Magnoliopsida; Malvales; Malvaceae
Source: RefSeq, a predicted model, not a curated record